Messenger RNA from Electrophorus electricus (electric eel), 2532 nucleotides. RefSeq names its product gamma-glutamyltransferase 5b (gene ggt5b). Gene Ontology annotation, cellular component: plasma membrane. Lineage: Eukaryota; Metazoa; Chordata; Actinopteri; Gymnotiformes; Gymnotidae. The record is from RefSeq and is a predicted model, not a curated record. Gene Ontology annotation, molecular function: glutathione gamma-glutamate hydrolase; leukotriene-C(4) hydrolase activity. Gene Ontology annotation, biological process: leukotriene D4 biosynthetic process; glutathione catabolic process; inflammatory response.
CGCAGCUUCUAAAAGGAGGUUCUGUUAUGACCCACGCGCGACUUGUUCUGGAGGUUAGCGUUAGUGUACGGACAGGUGAAAGGCGCUCUUCUCUUGUCGUAUGAAGCAUAUUUACGGGUUUUGAGUUAAACCUGCUAACCUUGUAAGUGGAUCAAUAACAGCUCAUGCUCCAUCACUUUUUUCCUUUCGGAGAGGGGAGGAGAAAACCUUAGGCUCGAGCUUUGACGCUUGCGAGCUCGUGGCAUUGACUGUUACACUCUCGACGAGUCAUGCGAAAGUCAAAGUCCAGACUCGCGUGCAUUUCGGGCGUCUUGGUGGUCUGCAUAGCGGCAGUGGUUUGCCUCUUUCUUGCAGUGCUGAGCGCGUGGAGAUGCUCCGCGGGACAGUUUACUCGCUACGCGGUCGCGGCGGACUCGCGGAGGUGCUCGGAUAUAGGAAGGGCCAUACUUCAGCAAGGGGGCUCUGCUGUGGAUGCUGCCAUCGCUGCGCUGUUUUGCACAUCUCUGGUGAAUCCUCAGAGCAUGGGGCUGGGAGGAGGAGCCAUCUUCACUAUCAUGGACAAGAGCGGUAAGGUGACGGUGAUCAGCUCAAGAGAGACGGUUCCUAAGCACUUCAAACAGGAUCUUCUGAAGAACUGUCCCACUGGCUUCAAGUUACUGCCCGGUAGUGAAUGGAUAGGUGUUCCCGGGGAGAUGAAGGGCUACGCCAAAGCCCACAUGCUCUAUGGGAAGCUACCAUGGGCUCAGUUGGUGGAGCCCAGCGUGAAGCUGGCACGAGACGGCUUCCCCAUGCCAGAGUACCUGGGACAACUCCUACAGUAUUCGUUGAUUAAAUCCCUGGUGGAGAACACGUCACUGUGUGAAGUGCUAUGCCGUAAUAAGACGGUUCUCAGGCCAGGGGACACACUCAGGUACCCAAAGCUUGCUGAGACCUUGGAAACCAUUGCUAGACAUGGAGCAGAGGCCUUUUACACUGGGAAAAUCGCACACGACCUGAUUAGUGACAUAGAAGGAGCAGGUGGAUCUCUGUCGUUGGAGGACCUGAGUUCUUUUCAGGUCCGAGUGACCAAUUCACAGGCUGUUCCGCUGGGAGACUAUACGAUGCAUGUUCCUCCUCUACCAGCAGGGGGAGCUUUGCUCAGCUUUAUCCUCAACAUCAUGAAGGGAUUUAACCUGAUGCCAGCAUCCAUACACGGGAAGCACAAGAACCUGACUCUGCACCGCUACAUAGAGGCAGCAAAGUUUGCAAAUGGACAAAGGAGGAAGAUAAGAGACCCCUCCUACCACUCUGAAAAUGUAGCGUACCUUUUCGAGACGAGCUUUGCUGACCGUGUCAGGGCGUUGAUCAGCAGUGAGUCCACACACCCAGCCUCCUACUACAACGUCACUCCCGGGGCCGAUCACCUGGGGACCACACACGUCUCUGUCCUUGCAGAAGACGGCUCUGCGGUUUCCGUCACCAGCACCAUCAAUCAUAUUUUCGGGUCGGCUGUGUACUCGCGCAGGACAGGCAUCAUCAUGAACAAUGAGCUGGCUGACUUCUGUGGCAGAGCUGAUUCUCUGGCAGCCGGAGAGCAGCCUCCGUCCUCCAUGGCCCCUGCUAUCCUAUACACGAAAGACAGGGAGAAGAUCCUGGUGAUUGGUGGAUCUGGAGGAAGUAUGAUCACGACUGCCAUGGCCAUGUCUAUACUGAACCAUUUGUGGUUUGGAAUGAGUCUGGAAGAUGCCAUCAAGUCGAAGGUGGUUUUUGUAAACUCCAAGAACUCUGUGAUAUUUGAGCAAGGAUUUGACCAGGGGCUGAUCAAUUUCAUGAGUUCGCUGGGACACGCUGUGCAGUCUGCGGAUUUCGUCCUCAACGUGGUGAAUGCUGUGGCAAGAGAGCGUGGCUGCAUCAGCGCAUUCUCGGACGCCAGGAAGGAGGGAUGCUCGGCAGGUUACUGACCCGCCUACUUCCCCGCCUCUCACGGCAGAGCAUGGUUGAAUCCCUGCGCCACACAGAAUGGCCAGAGGAAACUUCCCAGAAUUGACUGGACGUUUCUCCACUGGAGUCCUGUGGAGUCUGCAGUGUGUGAAAGGAUUGCGACGUGGCUCAGAUACUCUAGUCUGUUUUGGCACAGCUAUACUGUGGCCUGUUCUGUGUAUGCAGAUUUAAUUCAGUGACGAAGCUAGAUGGAUGCUUUAAAUGUCUACAAGAUGUACAAAUUGACUGUUAGUUUGUUCAGCAACACUUAUCAGAAUUAAGAAUGUCAGGCUGCUACCCUGGUAGAUCCACCAGGUCUACAACUCUGGGUACUGGAUUGUAACUGGCACUGCUGUGUAUGUGGUAACUGAGGGCUAGCCUCUGGUAAAGUCAAAUGUGACGUGAAUGUUUGUAGCCUUUAAUACGUUUAAAACAUUUAGCAUAUUUUUACACUAGUUGUACACAAUCAUUAUGUAACUGCACGAUUUGUGUACUUUUUCAAAAUUUUUAAUUUCUUUGUACUUUUACACAAUUUAAAAUGGAGACUUAAUAAAGAUGCUCAUUUUUUACUUA